AUGGGAUUCGAUUAUGCCCCAAUCCCUGGACUCCUCGAGAUACGAGUGACAAGUCCAAUCCACGAGUCAUUUGUUGACUCCCUGACAGAGGAGAUCAAGCUGAAGCUCAAGACCAUUGCAGCUGGGUCACCACCGGCUUGCCGCGGCAACCCGCCAUCGGACCGUGUCCGAGACUUUGCUCGGAGUCUUGUGAGCGCCGGAUCAUCCCGCAUCCGGUACAGGUCGUCCAACGCAGGCGCCGACGAGAACAACAAUCUCCAGCCUCAGCUUGCUAGGCAGCAACCGGACGGUCAAUUCCUGACCCCUGGUACCAAGUUCCCAGGACUAGUCUUUGAGGUUGCGUAUUCUCAGACACCCCAAAAACUCAGGAAGAAGGCCGAGAGAUACAUGGACGGCUCUGAGGGCAAGAUCCAGACCGUCCUCGGCAUCAACAUCCCGUUUGGCGAUGGCAAGGAGCCAGCGACUGUGUCGCUGUGGAAAGCAGUAGACGUGGUGGAGGACGGCAUUACACCGGGAACCGUCUUCGACAUGGCCGAGGUGGUUUCCUUCGAGCCUUUCCGGUCGAGCGCUGGCGAGCAUCUACAUGGCGCCAAGGAACUACCGCUUGUCCUCAGCGAUUUCGAGACGGGCCGCCACAGCCCUGGCCUCGAGCUGACCAAGGUAUCCGUCACAUACGAUCGGCUUGCGGGCAUGCUCGAUCUGGCGCAUGCAGUCCAGACCUGGACAAAGGUCCAGCCCGAAGACAACGGCGGCGAACAACUUGGCAACAAGACCAGACGGCGUAGGCGGGCCUCCACCUCACCCGACCGGAUCAUCACUAAAGACGAGGCUCGUUUCGAGAAUGAGGAGAGGAGAGCUGUUGAGCAAGCGGAAGCUCUGGACCAGGACUUCCAGCUACAGUGA
This is a messenger RNA of Phaeoacremonium minimum UCRPA7, 903 nucleotides long. RefSeq lists its product as hypothetical. The record is from RefSeq and is a predicted model, not a curated record. The transcript has 3 exons. Bases 1 to 903 code for a protein of 300 amino acids. NCBI's taxonomy places the organism in Eukaryota, Fungi, Ascomycota, Sordariomycetes, Togniniales, Togniniaceae.